AUGGAUCUGCUCGAUGAAGAGGAGUACCUCUACAAUCCAUACAACACUGCGGGAGGACAGUCUGACGAAGACCCUGACGACGACGACGAUGGUGGUCUGACCACUGAGGAUGAGUACACAGGAAAAGCUGCGCUGAAUCCUGCGAACUCCAUAUUCUCAUUGCAAAAUUCGUCUUGGAAGGCAAAGCAGUAUGGAGGAGCUAAGAUCAAGCAUGUCGCAUCUGCCGGCCAGGUCCUUUACCUGGCGACUGAUCGCGGCCGCCUCGUGCGGUGGAACCUGUUGAACGGAGAGGAGCAUGAGAUUGUCAUUGACAAGGGUCGGAACGACAUCAUCUUCAAGGUUCAUGUGGAUCCGUCCGGGUCGCACUUGAUCGUCGGGGGCAACCAGGGAGAGAACUGGUACAUCCAGGCCUCCCGCAACCUGCGGCCAAAGCUGCUGUUGAUGGCGAAGGGAGCGAGGAUAGAGUCGGUGUGCUGGGACAGGGAGAACGGAGAUGACGUCAGUACGGGUGUGAUCAUGGUGGGCACAAGCACUGGCUGCAUCUUCAAGGCAAGCAUCCUAGACGGGAAGGAGAAGUACUGGAAGGAAAUCUUCAGCUUGCGCGAUGCCGGGCAGCCGAUCUGUGGGCUGCAGUGCGAGAUCUUCCCUCCCUCCGCCAAGUCGGUGAGCGAGAGCACGAGAAGGUACUUCGUCAUGGCAGCGACCCCGACAAGGUACUACGAGUUUAUCGGAGGCCCCACAUUCGAUGCUCUCUUCGCUCAGUACACCUCGGCGCCAGCCUUCAUCGAGCUCCCAGGAGACCUCGAUUACAGCGAGCUCCACUUCUUCCGCAAGGGGAACGGGAGGGCAACGUCGUUCGUGUGGUUGACGGGCCCCGGACUGUACUCGGGUAGCUUCAGCUUUGGAAGUCAGAACGUCGGCGACAGCAUCAUCUUCGACUACAAGCUGAUCCCCUACUCCAACAAAGUCCCCUCUCCUCCCAUCGGGAUCCUCUGCUCGGAGUUCCACUGGUUCAUCCUCUUCGGAGAUAGGCUGCAGAUCAUCAACCAGCUGACGCAGGAGCUGGCGUGGGAGUACCAGUUCACCUCGCGCCAGAUCUACGGGGACAUGAAGGGGAUGGUGCAGGACGGGGCUUCAGGGAGGAUAUGGGUAUACGCGGACUACAUGGUGAACGAAGUGAUGAUCACCGGGGAAGAUCAGAACAUCUGGCGCUGCUACUUGCAGAAGGGACAGUACGACACUGCCCUGCAGUACUGCCAGAACCUGGAGCAGAGGGAGAAGGUGCUGACGGCGCAGGCGGACCACUACUUCAACGAGCGGCAGUGGGAGCUCGCGGCGUCCAUCUACGCCAAGACGAGGAGGAGCUUCGAAGAGAUCUGCUUGAAGUUCAUCAACCUGGAGGAGAAGGACGCGCUCAAGCGGUACCUCUCGGACAAGCUGGACCAUAUGAAGACCACAGACAAGGCGCAGCUGACCAUGAUCUGCACUUGGCUGUGCGAGAAAUACCUGGACAAGCUCAACACUGUCAAGGAGCAGGGGUCGGCUGAGGACUACGGGCUCCAGCUCGACGAAUUUCGCCACUUCCUGCAAGACAACGUGGCGAACUUGGACCCGAUCACGACGUACCAGCUCAUCCUCAACCACGGGAGGCUCGACGUCAUGCUCUACUACGCUGAGCUGAACGGGGACCACGAACGAGUCAUCUCGCACUACAUGCAGAGGAGAGAGUGGACCAAGGCGCUGGAGGCACUGAGUAAGAGCAACGAUGCCUCCCUCUACUACCUCCACUCCCCUUCCCUCAUGCAGCACUCGCCCGUCGGCACCACCAACGCCUGGAUCAACGCCACCCGCUCGGACCCUCUUUUCCUCGACCCUCGCCGCCUCAUCCCGGCCCUCAUGCGCUAUGACCCCAAGAACAACCCCCCCGGACACAAGGCCAACCAGGGGCUGCGCUUCCUCCAGCACUGCGUGAGAAACCUCAAGGUCUCUGACCCGACGGUGGUGAACUACCUCGUCAGCCUUCUGGCUCAGGAGGAGGACGAGGGUGCGAUGCUGAGCUUCCUGGCGGAGUACGGCGGGGAGGGAGGAAUCAUCGACCUACAGCAUGCGAUGCGGGCGUGUCAAACGUCGGGGAAGCAGGAAGCUUGCGUCAACAUCCUGUCGAGCCUGGGACAGUUCGAGCAGGCGGUCGACCUGGCGAUCGAGCUGCAGGACAUCGAGCUGGCCAAGAUCAACGCAGACAAAGUGGAGGGUGACGACGAUCUGCGGAAGAGGCUGUGGCUGAGGAUAGCGAGGUAUGUGAUCGAGGAGGAGAAGGACGUGAAGAAGGCCAUGGAGUUCAUCAACCAGACGGAUAUCCUGCGGAUCGAGGACGUGUUGCCUUUCUUUCCCGACUUCACCCUCAUCGACGACUUCAAGGAGGCGAUCUGCGCGUCGCUGGAGGACUACCACAGGCACAUCGAGGAGCUCAAGAGGGGGAUGGAGGAGGCGACGAAGAGCUCGGAGCUGAUCCGCAAGGACAUCAACGACCUCCGAGGACGCUUCGGGUUCGUGGAGAGCAACCAGAAGUGCUGCUUCUGCAGGACGCCGGUCCUCGCGUCUGCGCUGUUCCUCUUCCCCUGCCAGCACGCGUUCCACAUCUCGUGCCAGGAGGAGUGGAUGAUGCGGGAGAUGCUGGGGGAGAGCGACAGGAGGAGGGUGGUGGAGCUGAAGGCUGCCAUUGCGGCCGGACAGAAGCAGGGAAGGGAGACAACUAGUGAUACAGGAGGUCUCGAGAGACUUCAGGCGGAGCUGGAUGACUUGCUGGCUGCCGAUUGCCCUCUCUGUGGAGGCCCAGCGAUCGAGAUGAUUUCUCGUCCGUUCCCCGUCUAUGGGGAUGGACCAGCCGCCUUCGAGUUGCCCAGCAUGCUAGCCUAGCCUGAAGACGUAGACCAGCAGUAGUAGGAGGAAGAGGAAAAGGAGGAGGAGGAGGAGGAGGAGGAGGAGGAUCUAGGAGGAAGGAUGUGCUGGAGGUAGGUAAAUCCUUAGAGCUUC
Molecule: messenger RNA, 3033 nt
Organism: Guillardia theta CCMP2712
Lineage: Eukaryota; Cryptophyceae; Pyrenomonadales; Geminigeraceae
Exons: 4
Coding region: 1-2916 (971 amino acids)
Biological process (GO): vacuole organization; vesicle-mediated transport; organelle fusion
Cellular component (GO): endosome; HOPS complex
Molecular function (GO): protein binding; protein-macromolecule adaptor activity
Source: RefSeq, a predicted model, not a curated record